Alosa sapidissima (American shad) is the source of this 1577-nucleotide messenger RNA. It is a transcript of the gene ccdc167, whose product is annotated as coiled-coil domain containing 167. Bases 243 to 545 code for a protein of 100 amino acids. The transcript has 4 exons. Lineage: Eukaryota; Metazoa; Chordata; Actinopteri; Clupeiformes; Clupeidae. The record is from RefSeq and is a predicted model, not a curated record.
CAACAGAGGGCGACUAACAAGAUUAAGAAUAUACCCCCACUCCUUCCCAGCAGGACGCGCUGUUGUCUUCAAUUCUCUUACACCCCUCAGGUGGGAGACAGACACGUCUUCACUGAGGAAGUCUCUUCGCUUACUGCAGUUCCUGGUAGUGCGUUGUGUUGUAUUUAUCUGUUCAGGUGAUAUUUUUAGUCGCGUUACCUCCGACUUUACUGUUAAUGGGUCAAGGGAGGUUAGAGUGAAAGAUGACCAAGCCAAAGGAGAAAAGCCGAGAAAAAAUAAGUGUGGCCAGUGAGAUCGAUCGAGUAGAAGAGCGCAAGUCGCGAUGCAACGGCCUACUUGAGAGAGCCGAGUUCAGACGCAGAAAAGAGGAGCUCUCCGAUGAGGACAGUAAACUUUUGGAGGAUGAGAUGACACUUAUGACAGAAAGAAUACAGAAAUAUGAUCGCGAACUGGAGAUCCUGAGGGGAGAGAACAGGAGGAACAUGAUGCUCUCUGUCGCUCUGCUGGCCAUCAGCGCACUGUUCUACUACACCUUCAUCUACUGAGAGAAACAUCCAAACAUUCUACUGCACCUUCAUCUACUAAGGGAAACAUCCAAACACGAUGCUCUCUACACUUCCAUCUUCUGAGGGAAAACAUCCAAACAUUUUAUGCACCUUCUUCUACUGAGGGAAAACAUCCAACCAUUCUACUACACUUUUAUCUACUGAGGAAAAACAUCUGUUUAACAACUACUUGUAUAAUUGCCGACUUCUCUCAGCCUUACAGAGCAAUUGUCUCCAUCUCCUGAAUGCCAUUUCAUAUGACCACUCAGAGGACUUCAGAAGACCUCCCAUCCAUUUGGACAAACUCCAUUCUCUUUAGUUUUUUUUCCUCAGAAGCGUUCGUCCAUUCACCCACUCUGACAUGUCUGACUCCCACUGACCAUAGACUAGUCUGAACAGACAAUGAGUUCUGAUUCCUCUGCCAAAGACCAGAAGAGAACUUGACAGUAGCACAUACCUUUUUGUGGCCUAUGGUAUGGUAUUCCCAUACCCAGUCAUUUGUGCCAAAAUAUAGAUUCUAUUUUCCCAGAAAUAUGGCUGAAAAUGGUUUGCCAGAAAUAUCAAAAAUCCUCUAAUACUUAAAUUUGGGCUUACACAGUGACUGAACUGUAUAACAUUCAGGUCUCCAGAAUACAGAAAUAUUUUGCACAUUUUACUUUUUGAAAGCAUGCAGCCACUAUAGACAUCAUCUGCCUUCAUCGCCUCCGCAGCUUUUAAUUUCAUUUUGGAUCAGACGAGGAUUAGAUAUGUGAGCGUGUCCAUUUUUGUACUGACUGUGUUGUACUGAAUGUAUUAUGAGUCUUGUAUAAUUUACUGAAAUAUCCAAAUGUUUCCUAUGGGUACAUACAUAAAUGGGAUAGGUCAAAUUUUACGAGACAUAUACCACAACAAAAGGAGACUUUUUGCAUGUUUAUUUUCCAUUGGACUUGGGCAUCAAGUCCUUAACUACAUCCUGUUCUGGAAUGGAAUCGCUCCACUCAGCAUAAACAGACUCUCAUGAGGGAAAUAAAAACAGGGAAAAGUUUAACAAAA